Aspergillus nomiae NRRL 13137 is the source of this 777-nucleotide messenger RNA. RefSeq lists its product as uncharacterized. Gene Ontology annotation, biological process: protein phosphorylation. The transcript has a single exon. Gene Ontology annotation, molecular function: protein kinase activity; ATP binding. The coding region runs from base 1 to 777 and encodes 258 amino acids. Gene Ontology annotation, cellular component: plasma membrane. The record is from RefSeq and is a predicted model, not a curated record. Lineage: Eukaryota; Fungi; Ascomycota; Eurotiomycetes; Eurotiales; Aspergillaceae.
AUGGCAUCCUCCCACAAUAUCGAUACCGUGGGCUCCUUUUAUCAAGAGGAAAUUAUGGGCAUUGGCAGGACCGGCUUGGUCAUCCGUCGGGAGCAACUUGCUCUCAAGCUACCUCUCAGGUGGAGUACAAGCAGCGAUGAAGAGGUCAAAGCGAAUAUCGAAUCCAUUCAGCACGAACAAUCCAUAUAUAGGCGCUUAGGGGAAUGCGACCAUGUCGUUCCUGUCCUAGGUUUCUCCGAGACAGCCACCACACUGUCUCUGAUGGAAAAUGGAGAUUUACGCUCAUAUUUAAGCCAAAAUAAGCCAUCGAAAGAUCUCCAACUUUCUUGGUUUCGUGCAAUGGCUCGAGCACUUGCACAUGUCCAUGAAAGACGAAUUAUUGUGACAGAUAUUGUCAGCCGCAACUUCCUGCUCGACUCUGACUUAUCAAUCAAACUCUGCGAUUUUACCGAAUCCAUAAAAAUGCCUCUUGACACUUGUAUGGAGACGGCUGACUCUGGAGGUUAUUCCUUACAAACAGAUAUUGGGCAGUUGGGAGUUGUGAUGUUCGAGGUAGUGGUUGGGGAGAAGUGCGAAUUUGAUAUCUUUCAAGACAUCCCACCAGAACUUAGUGAAGGCAGAUGGCCCCGAAGGGAGGGUCUUCCUAGCACCCAGGGAGUCUGGUUUGGUUUGAUAGUUGAACGAUGUUGGACUAAGGGCGCGUUGAAGUCGGCCCUCGAUUUGUGCAAUGAACUUGAAUCCGCCAAAAUCGAGAACGAGCCGGUUGAUGUAUUGUAG